Molecule: messenger RNA, 3391 nt
Organism: Ornithodoros turicata
Lineage: Eukaryota; Metazoa; Arthropoda; Arachnida; Ixodida; Argasidae
Exons: 9
Coding region: 198-2702 (834 amino acids)
Source: RefSeq, a predicted model, not a curated record
CCAGCGCGCUCGCUUUCGCUACAGGCUACGGAGGUACUUUCGCCUUUCGCGCGUUCUUCGGUCGGGUAUUCUUCUGUCAAGUAAUGUAACUCACACAAAACGAAUGAUGUUAGGACGCAGAAAUGAAAUCUGCUAGACGCACGUGAGCAGCAGAACGCGCAACGUGGAAACACUGUCCAAGCAGAGCAGAUCUCACAAUGGCAUCGUGCAAUGCAGAGCAGAAGAAGCUCGUCGAAGAGUUCGUUAAAAAACUACGCCGUCCGAAUCGCACUUUGUCGGCGGGAACUAAACUUUCGCUGAUGUCGCCCAAAGAGUCCACGGACCUAUGUACGAGGAACGCAGCAGAAGUGAAACCAGAAUGCCUGUUACAUUCCAGUGACUCUGACAGUUCGUUUCACAGCUUAUCACCAGAGAGGCGAUCUGACUACAGUACUUGCAAGGAAUCUGCCGCUAGUUCGGAAGAAGAAAUCGACCGUUCACCGCCGAAGAACCUGGCUGACACGAGUACGAAAUCACUCCGCGCUAUCGUCAAUUUCGCGCCACCCGUACGACAAAACGGAGACAACCUGUUCACCGCGGCGAGAGAUUUCGUCGCACACUUCGCGCAGCCGCACUUCGAACGGAGACGCAUGUCCGGCGUUUACGUCUGCCCAACCUGUCACAAAGCCGCAGCCACUUUAGAAUCGGUCCGUAAACUCAUCCGCGACGAGGCACAGGGAAGGCAGAUGAUAAUGAACAACACAAACUUCAUGAGAGUCCUCUUGAAGCUCUGCUGCAUCGACUCCUUCGAUGUUCCGAGAAUCUGCACGGUGAACGGUGACGAAAUGAAAAGUUUCUACCAUUCGGGGGUCGAGCGCAGCCUGGGCGGGACAGCCGUGCUCGUAGAAGAUGAUGCGGAGAGUAAGAAAUACUGGGAACAGUUUCUGGGCCCAGCUGCCGAGAGCAUACAGACAUUGACGUACAUGUUGACAAAUAAGAAACGUAGUAGAAACGAAUACGGGGACUCCUGCUCGUGGCCCGAAGCAGAGGCUGCGUCGAAUGAACCGAAAGACAAACUGGUUGGGGACAAGAAGAGGGCCGACCCCCUUGAAACCCCGGUGUGCCAUUCGGGAGACCUGACUGUCGUAGACUGCAUGGACGCUCGCCACCUCUGGGUCUACUGUGGAAGAGAGGCGAAGGAGAACGCAAGGACCCUGAACGAGACUCUGUCGCAGUUUCUGUCGCGCGACAAGAAAGAGUACCAGCCUUCAGUGGGCGACUUGGUUGCCGUGGUGACGAGCGAGGGCCGUGCAAGGCGGGCCUUGGUCCUCGCGCUGGCACUAGAUCUCGUGGACGUGUGGACCCUGGACUACGCGGAGUUCCUCAAGGUUCCGUGGAAGACGCUGGUGGACAUGCCCGCGUCUUUCAAGUGUAUUCCACCGGUGAUCAACCUUUGCAUCGUAAAAUACGUCCGUGGAGCUCCGUACCUGAACCUCCUGCGAGAGUGCCUCAAGACUGUCAAGUGCAUCACGACCCAUCAGAGCCACGAAAGGUCAGUUCACAGUGCUCUGGCGAACAAGCUGUCUCAGAUAGAAGGAUUCGAAGUCUUAGCCAGCCUCCUGAGCUGCCCGGACAAGGAGAUGCGUUUUCUUGCGGUCACUUGCCUGUUGCAAAUGUGCAGACGCCAGGCUGGACGGCAAAGGGCUUCCCAGGCUGGUUGCGCGGAGAAAGCGUUUGCACAACUGAAGAAGCUCCUAACGAGGUCUCGCACAAAUGGCAAUCACUGGGCUAUCAUACAGGAGAAGCAGUCCCUGGUGAAUCUCCUGCAAAACCUGUUCUUCCGCAACGAGGAGCUUCUGCUUGACUGGGCUGAUUCGGACAUGCUGGAGACACUUCUGAAGGUGCAGCGAAUGUCAUCGCCAAACACCUCCCUUCACAGAGAUGUCGACUGUUGCCUGCGCACCUUUCUUGGCCCCCUCUAUUUUGAGUACAGGCCGUCGUCUGAUGCCAAGCUGGUUUCCAUGACACCCGAACAGUUGAAAAUGACAGAGAGAAGUCAGCAAGGCAGCCAGAGAAGCACCGGCCAGCCCAUCGUGAGAGAGAGCGGUCCCAAGAACAGCCUGCCCGCACCCACUCAAGCCCAAGCCAGUUUCGUGAGCCCAAACCGAAAGCGACACUACCUUCGGGGCACCAUAGUUGACUUCACCACCGACGGCAACCACGAGCUGCGCCCCGUGACCAACAUGAGACUCGCCUCCGCUCGCACGCUCUCCAAGAUAAUGUGCUCGUUCCUCAACACCUGGUCCCCGUCCGCAAUUUACUACGGCAUCACGCACGACCGUUACGUGCGGGGUGUCUGCCUCACCCAGGAGGAGCGGGACGCCCUCCGACGGGGCGUCGACUUCAUGGCGGGCAACAUCCGACCCCACCUGACGACGUACAGCUUUUCCGUAGACUUUGUGCCGGUGAUGCGGACCCCAGCCGAGGUGUCCUCGGGAGCGGACACGCGCCUCUACGUCGUCCAGAUAUCGGUGCUGGGCGUGAAGAAUACCGUGUACACGAUGUCCGAGGGGGCGUGUUUCCUGCGGUCCGGCUCGACGACGUACCAGGCAAAAGCGCACGAGGUGAGACAGUGGAUCGCGCGGCAGGAAGAAGACCGCUGGCUGGCUGGUACGGCGGAGGCCUCCGCGGCGGGAACUGACGGCGUGUCGGCGGGUCCGUGAUAUGUACGGCGAACGUGAGGUUGAGUGUUUUUUUUUUUUUUUUUUUUUUAGUUAGCGUGGGGCGUUUUUUUUUUUUUUUUUUUUUUGUCAUUGUUUUGUUUCUGCAUGUGCACCUUGUUUUGGGGUGCAGUCAACAACGACAAAAAAAAAAACUUAGGUUGUGCCCAUGUACCGAACGCAGUUGCGGUGACUAUAUCAUAUUUUUGUACGAUACCGGGCACCUACUGUUCUGCCAGUAGGACACUAUGAUAUUAUACGCCUGCCAACUUAAUUUUAAUGUCAUUACUACCACAGUGCCUUAGGCACACGGGGCCUGAUUGCAAUUUUACAUCUGUGUGUAAAAUAUUACCCGCUGGUUAGCAGUUUGAUACAUCCGAUUUCAUUUUGUUUGUGUUCUAGUAGUGUUGUCAGUGAUUUUCACUGUUUGCUGCUUUGUUAGCCAGUGUCCAUAUGUCAUAAGUCCAUAUAUAUAUAUAUAAACUGAUUUGUUUCAAUUUGUGUGCUUGUUGCCAAGAUAAUGGCUGUGACUUUGUCUCACGAGCACUGCUUUGUUAGUCAUUCAGUAUAAUUUUCAUACAUAUUUCCAUACAGUUUGGUUUUUUAUGCCGACGACAACAUCCCAGUGACUUCCAAUCCAUAUUCUGACAUUAAUGCAAUAAACGAAACGUGUUUCUAGUCGUUACAUUUUA